AGAAGAACGAGUCGGAAACGCGGGCCAUUUGAUGCGGUGCCAUUUAAACAGAUCAGUGAUUUGGUGGAUAUAAAAGACAUUCGACAGCAGAGAGAGCAGACAUUGCCAUCCAUCCACGGAGGGUGCCUGGACUGAGUUGGUUUGGAAGUUGAAAGGAAUUCAUCGGAGGUGGAGAUUCAAGAGGACAACAAGAGCUUGGUUGGAAGAGGAUUUCUAUAACGUUUGCCAAUGGGUACCACCAGCAGUGAUCAAGUGCCCCGAAGGUUUAAGUUUGGCAAUCACAUUUUAGACAUCACAGAGAAUUACAGCAAUGAUCUGUAUCUUCCAAGUAUAGUCUGGAGAUGUAGUGAAUAUCUCUGUGAAUACAUCGUGGAAGAGAACAUAAACUUCACUGGAAAGAAGGUCAUUGAACUGAACUCAGGCACCGGAAUUGUGGGCAUUUUAGCAACUCUAAUGGGUGGAGAAGUUACAAUGACAGACCGAACAAAUGCUUUAGCUCAGUUAAAAGAGAACAUAGAUACCAAUUGUGCAAACCGUGGGACUAUCCUGACUUAUACCCUGGGAGACGACAUCACCAACUUACCUCAGAACUUCGACUACAUUCUGGGUGCCGGUGUUGUCUUUAUCACAGACACCUUCUCUCUUCUGGUCGAUGCCCUGAAAUACCUGAGCAGCACACAGACUGUAAUAUUGCUCUCGACCGAAAAGUGGAAAGAGUUCGGCUUGCUGGAAUUUUAUGAUAAAACGCUACCCCUGGAUUUUCACUGCGCAACAGUUAAAACGUCGCAAGACGUGAAUGUGUACAGAGCUUUGAAAAAAUAUUAAGAUCGUUGUCGUUAGCUACUAAU
Messenger RNA from Callorhinchus milii (elephant shark), 848 nucleotides. RefSeq names its product EEF1A lysine methyltransferase 3. Gene Ontology annotation, molecular function: protein-lysine N-methyltransferase activity. The transcript is spliced from 4 exons. The coding region runs from base 229 to 825 and encodes 198 amino acids. The record is from RefSeq and is a predicted model, not a curated record. Gene Ontology annotation, biological process: peptidyl-lysine methylation. Lineage: Eukaryota; Metazoa; Chordata; Chondrichthyes; Chimaeriformes; Callorhinchidae. Gene Ontology annotation, cellular component: cytosol; cytoplasm.